GGUGCCCGGUUACAAACGGCAUUAGCUAUUCAGAAAUAUGGAGUGAUGGAUGUCUUUCCCACUGGCUGCUAAUAUAUCACAUUUUUUUCCGUAGUCCGUGGCUUUUUGCUAUGUUGUCUCUAUUAGAAUUAUGUUUAAUACCGCCCCGAGUGAUAAUUCCAAGAUCAUUUGUUAGAUAUUACUGCAGCAAACAUGCUCCUGCUAACCUUCUCAAGCAGCCUGCCACAGCAGCAGCUGAAAUUUACGGGUCAUCUGCUACAAGUCUCAACAAGCCACAUAGGCCCAAAAGAAGAAAAACUAAGUUGAAACUGACACUAAUUGAAGUUGGUUCAUUGAGUGUAUCAGAGCUUCAUCCCAAAGCAACAAGAAUCAACAAAAGAACACUAAAAGAUGCCAUGUUGAAAAUAUCAAACAAUAGCAGUCUUCAGCCAAACAUUUUGCAGAAAAAAGGCAGCCUCAGCUAUGAAGACAAUUGCAAAGAAAGUUCGUCUGAAAACUUGAUUAGGGUCAAUGAUAUAUCUAGGAAUGCUUCAACUCAAGUUAGAAACACAAACAAAGCAGAGUCAUCUAAGAAAGAAGCUGAAAGUAUUUCUUGUGAUAGCAGUUAUCCUAAAAUCACUUCUAUUGAGAAUGAAAAUUCUGCCAUCAAACAAAUUCAGAUGGAUAAAAUUUACAUCAAUCAAUUGCCAAGUAUAAAGAAGAAAUGUAAACAAAAGAAGGCUUCAAAAAAAUUAUCACCUGCAGUUGGCCCCUGUUCCAGUCAGCAUGCAGUUAAUUCUUCCAAUGGUAACCAUGAGGAUAAUCUUGCUUCAAGUUCUUCUUUAGCAAUAAAGAACAAAGACUCAGAAGAUGUGCUUCAAAAUGCAGUCAAGGCCACAAAAUCCAAGAAAAAAUGUCACAAGUCUAAAGAAAAAAAUUUGGAUCGUAUAGAAAAACAAGUACAGGCUCUUCGAAAGCAGCAAAGAAAUUUCAGAUUCAACCGAGAACUGGAAGCCUAUCUCUCAGUUUGUGUAACUGCUGGAAUGUAUAACCGAGCAUGUCAUACUCUGGCUCAUUACCGUCAUACUAAAGGCACCAUUCUCACCUCAGUUACUGCAUACAAUAUAGUAAUGGCUGGGCAAUACACAGCAGGCCACUUCAUGCGAGUUGUUCAGCUUGACUCAUGGCUGAAGGACAGUGGUUUGAGUCCAACGGCGUGUACGUACGCCCUGCACAUAUCCGCUCUGCACAAGAUGGCUCAGAAUUACUCCAGUGACAGUAUUAAUCCUGGCUCUCCCUUGCCCUGUCAUCAAAAUGGCAAGGCUAUAGAGGAAUCAAUAAGUUCUUUUAAUGACCCUGGCUCAUUAUCACUGAAUAAGUUGCAUGUGCCAGAUAACUGUGUUAUAAAAUUCAUACAGACGUCAAAUUCUCGGUAUGGUGUUACUUCAGAAAAAGACAUGACGAUGAUCAAGCAAAAGAUUUCAGCUGUACUGGAUCAAAUGUUGCAACAGGGCUUGACGUUGGACCACUUGUUUGCUGAAGCCAACUUCCUGGGUGACUUGUACACUGCCACCCUCGCUGGCGUGCGACGUGUCCACCCUCACUAUUCGCCUUCACCCAUCAGGCGGCAUGACACGCCUGGCUAUACCUGCCCUCUGCUGGAGAAUGCUAAUGACCACAUGGAUUAUACUUCUUCUUUAAAAUCAAACGAUAAUUUGAGUUCAGCCAACAUGGGCUCGUCUAAAUUGUUCGUGCCGUCGCCUGAAGACGUGGAGGAGCAGUUCGCCAUGGAGGCUCAUGGAGUAGCGACCAUUCCCAGUGUGCACUCCAUGGUUCACAACCCGUACCUUAAGAAAAAGCUGGAUGUGUGGCAGGGCCGAUGGCGCAAGGCGUUGCUUGAGGCUUAUACUACCGAAGUCGAGAAGCUCAGGAAAAAAUUCUUUGCCGAUGAUUUGGACAAAAACAUUUGCUUGUAUCCCUACCUCAUGAUUCUCUCACCAGAACAAAUGGUUCAAAUCAUGAUGCAGGAGAUCCACACGAUCGCUGGUGGGUCGGAGGGCAAUUCUCCAUCACUCAACUUCCUCUACUACCGCAUCAGUCAGACGGUCUUUGGCCUGUUCUCCUUCAAAUAUAAAGAAGACAUCGGUUUACUGGGCAAAUUCAAGAAGAUAUAUGCCGAGUACCUCAAGAUCUACGGGGAUCAUGCGGAGCGUGGUUUGAACGGCCGCGUCGCAAUGGAGCAGCUGUGCGAGCUGCACCCCGAGGGCCCUCGUCUCACCCACCGCCCGCCUGACUGGCCAUUCUUCACGCGACUCGAGCUCGGCAAGUUCCUCUAUACGCUCAUCAUCCGCAACAUCUUCGUGUGGCAUCCCAUCAACACUGAGAAACGCAAGCUGCCCGCGAUGCAGGAAGUUGACAGAGUGUGUGGCUACAACAACGUCCUGGAGCUCCGUGCGCACUCGUUGCUGUGCCAGCUCUACAGGGAGACCAACGAACUCUCUUUUUUCCCAACCGAACUGCCGAUGACCUGUCCGCCCCGUCCGUGGGUUACCUGCGAGACCGGCGGUAACCUGGUGCUCCCUAACUCCAUGGUCAGACGUCCGCCCAACAGCCACCACUACAACGAGAAAGUGCGCAGCACUCCCACGGAACAACUCCGACCCUGCAUGGACAGCCUCAACAACCUGUCCUGCACUCCCUGGAGGGUCAACGCACCCAUGCUGGAUGUUAUCAGUGAGGUGUUCAACUCGAACAGCGGCGCCGAGCUAGACGUUCCUCAGCAUCCUUCAGCGCUAACUAAGCCUGCGCCCUUGCCUCCCAAGCCAUCUGCUAAUGAGCGAGCUCGACACAACAGCAUGAUGCUCGAUUACUUUAAGAAAAAGAAUGAAAUGCAUUCCUUGUGGUGCAGCGCCUUGUACAAGAUAUCCAUGGCUAGUCAUUUCCGCGAUAGAGUUUUUUGGUUUCCUCACAACGUUGACUUCAGAGGCCGCGCUUAUCCCUGCCCGCCUCAUUUCAGCCACUUUGACUCCGAUCUUUUCCGGUCGUUGCUCCACUUCGCUAUUCCAAAGCCACUUGGUAAAGUGGGGCUGGACUGGCUCAAGACACACGUGAUCAACUUGACAGGAUUUCAAAAGCAGAAUUCUCUCAGCGCCCGACUUGAGUAUUGCGAGUCUGUGCUGCCUGAGAUUUUUGACAGCGCUGAACGCCCUCUGACAGGCAACCGAUGGUGGACCACGAGUGACGAGCCCUGGCAGACACUGGCUGCCUGCAAGGAGCUUCACGCGGCACUGCACUCACCGGACCCUGAGGGUUUCAUGAGUCGUUUGCCCAUCCAUCAAGACGGGAGCUGCAACGGCCUUCAGCACUAUGCUGCCCUGGGUCGUGACGUCGAGGGUGCCACCAGCGUCAAUCUAGCACCCAGUCCUGUGCCUCAGGACGUGUACACGGCAGUGGCUAACUUGGUUGAGAAGAUGCGUGCCAGCGAUGCGGCGGACCCUGCCAGUAAGAACCACGCCAUAGCGCGGACACUUGAAGGCUUCAUCAAGAGAAAAGUUGUUAAGCAGACCGUCAUGACCACAGUGUAUGGGGUCACUAGAUAUGGUUCCAUUCUACAAAUUGACAAACAGCUCAAAGAACUGGAGGGCUUCCCGCCGGAGAGUCGGUCAGCAGCGUCUAGGUACCUCAGUGAUGCCACGUUCCGGUCGCUCGAGAUGAUGUUCAUGGCUACCAAGGAAAUUCAGGAUUGGUUCACUGAUUGUGCCACUCUCAUCUCUAAGGUGUGUGGCCAGAGUGUGGAGUGGGUGACGCCUCUGGGUCUGCCCAUUGUACAGCCCUACCACAAGCCCUCGUCUAGCGCUCAGGUGCAGAAGUUACAUGCUUCCUCCAUCACAUCACUGGAUAAUUUAUACGCACCGAACUCAGUGAAGCAGCGCAACGCUUUCCCCCCCAACUUCAUCCACUCACUGGACGCAUGUCACAUGAUGCUCACAGCUCUGUAUUGCCACCGCCAUCACCUCACCUUCGCGUCUGUGCACGACUGCUACUGGACACAUGCGUCAACUGUUGACACCAUGAGCAAGAUUUGUCGCGACCAAUUCGUUGCUCUGCACUCCCAGCCAAUAUUGUCGGACCUGUCCAAGUUCAUGUGCCAACGAUAUGGUUUCCCUUACGAGAAUUUCACUCAUGACGGCUCUGCUGCCGAUGGUGCUAGAUUGAGAGUCAACUCGACACUAGAAGCGAUACCCAAGUUGGGCGACUUUGACAUUGAGCUCGUCAAACAAAGUAAAUUUUUCUUCAGCUAGUGUCUGGAAGAUUAAAUAACUCUCAAUCGGUGGGAAAAUUGUAUCACAUAAUGUAUUUCUUCCUCGCAUCAUUUCAGUUAAAUAACUAUGAAAUGUCGCUGUGAUGAGUCAGGUUCAUAACGUGACACGGGAUAGAUCUCAAAUUUUAGUGAGAUGCAACAGACUUACAUUUUUAACCGUGAUGAAUGCAAUAUCAGCCUUCAAGCACCGCAACUAUUUAUGAAAUUGGUGGUGUUCACUAAACCAUAUAUUCAAUUAAGUAUGUUAAACCUAGUCGUGUCCGUCUCCAUCACUAAAUCUCAUAGAUCCCUGAGGAGGAAGCAAAAAUUAUUAAUUACCAGAUAAUUGAUAUUAAUUUAAUUAAAUAAUGUUGUUGAUAAUUUUCUUCAAAAGAGGAAUGAAAGUUCAACUCUCGUGUUGGUGCCAUUUUAAAAUAUAACUGUACAAAUCGACGUUAA
This is a messenger RNA of Hyalella azteca, 4738 nucleotides long. RefSeq names its product DNA-directed RNA polymerase, mitochondrial (gene mtRNApol). NCBI's taxonomy places the organism in Eukaryota, Metazoa, Arthropoda, Malacostraca, Amphipoda, Hyalellidae. The transcript has 24 exons. Gene Ontology annotation, molecular function: mitochondrial promoter sequence-specific DNA binding; DNA-directed RNA polymerase activity. The record is from RefSeq and is a predicted model, not a curated record. Gene Ontology annotation, cellular component: mitochondrial DNA-directed RNA polymerase complex. Gene Ontology annotation, biological process: mitochondrial transcription. Bases 111 to 4280 code for a protein of 1389 amino acids.